Molecule: messenger RNA, 639 nt
Organism: Lathyrus sativus (Indian pea)
Lineage: Eukaryota; Viridiplantae; Streptophyta; Magnoliopsida; Fabales; Fabaceae
Source: the annotation of a GenBank genome assembly
AUGGCUUCUUUACUAACCAACUUAAAAACACCACUUCACUUUCACUUCUUCAAAACCCCUUUCUCUUUUCGAUUCAUUCCAUCCCUUUCUUACCGCUCCAACAACCCAAGCUUGUUUCAUUCUUCUAUCUCUUCCCUCAAAGCUGCCGUCGCUGCUUCCGAUUCUGCUGCUGACAAUUUGAUCGAGAAGCCUGUGAAGGAACAUUGCUAUGAUGAACAACAGCAGCAAGAUAGUAACUCUGAAGAACAAGAAGAAGAUAGGUGGGUUGAUUGGGAAGAUGAGAUUUUACAACAUACUGUUCCUUUGAUUGGCUUUGUCAAAAUGAUUCUUCAUUCUGGACUAUAUGCAAAUGGAGAUAGAAUAAGUUCAGAGCAUGAGAAGGCUAUUGUUGAAAACUUACUUUUAUUUCAUCCGGAAUUUCACGAAAAGAUUGGUUGCGGAAUCGAUUAUAUAACGAUUGGAUAUCAUCCUGAUUUUGAUACUUCUAGGUGUAUGUUCAUAGUGCGAAAAGAUGGAGAGAUGGUUGAUUUUUCAUAUUGGAAAUGUAUAAAGGGUUUGAUCAGGAAGAACUAUCCAUUAUAUGCAGACAAUUUCAUUCUCAGGCACUUCAGGAACCGGAGUCGAAGUUUUUCAAAAUAA